Molecule: messenger RNA, 1616 nt
Organism: Corylus avellana
Lineage: Eukaryota; Viridiplantae; Streptophyta; Magnoliopsida; Fagales; Betulaceae
Product: sugar transporter ERD6-like 6
Biological process (GO): carbohydrate transport; transmembrane transport
Cellular component (GO): membrane
Molecular function (GO): sugar transmembrane transporter activity
Source: RefSeq, a predicted model, not a curated record
UCUCCGACGUGGCCCACCGACCUUCCCCAUUCCUCAUCACGCAUCAUUUGACAGCUCGAGUAGUGGAUGAUUCUGGAUUUGUUUUCUGUGACAUUUCAUUUCAACUGGGACGAGUCGGAGGAAGGACAAUCCGGAUUUAGCGUAGAAAGCUUGCAAUGACUUCCAGUUCCAGGGAUGAAUCCGAGGACCUCAAUAAGCCGUUCUUGCACACGGGGAGCUGGUAUAGAAUGGGCUCGAGGCAGUCCAGUAUCAUGGGCUCCUCGGCCCAGAUGCUUCGCGACGGCUCCAUCUCCGUAUUACUCUGCGUCCUCAUCGUUGCCCUGGGCCCCAUCCAAUUCGGCUUCACUUGUGGGUAUUCGUCCCCUACGCAAACUGAAAUAGUCAACGAAUUGGGACUUUCAGUCUCAGAGUUCUCUCUAUUUGGGUCUUUAUCAAAUGUGGGUGCAAUGGUUGGGGCAAUCGCGAGUGGUCAAAUUUCGGAAUACAUUGGGCGCAAAGGGUCACUUAUGAUCGCUGCAAUUCCUAAUAUAAUUGGAUGGCUCGUAAUAUCGUUUGCCAAAGAUGCGUCAUUUUUAUACAUGGGAAGGUUGUUGGAAGGAUUUGGCGUUGGUAUAAUAUCUUACACGGUACCGGUAUAUAUAGCUGAGAUUUCGCCUCAAAACAUGAGGGGAAGCCUCGGGUCUGUCAACCAGCUCGCAGUGACAACUGGAGUAAUGCUGGCUUAUCUUUUGGGGAUGUUUGUCAACUGGAGAGUGCUUGCAGUUUUAGGAAUUUUGCCAUGUACACUAUUGAUACCUGGCUUGUUUUUCGUACCAGAAUCUCCUCGAUGGCUGGCCAAAAUGGGGAUGACAGAAGAUUUUGAAGCCUCAUUGCAAGUUUUACGGGGUUUUGAUACAGACAUUUCGAUUGAAGUGAAUGAAAUCAAGAGAUCUGUAGCAUCAUCAAGCAAAAGAACUACAAUAAGCUUUUCAGAUCUCAAGAGAAAGAGAUAUUGGUUUCCUUUAACGAUAGGGAUUGGAUUACUUGUGCUCCAGCAACUCAGUGGUAUCAAUGGUGUUAUAUUCUAUUCAAGUAACAUCUUUUCAAGUGCCGGGGUAUCAUCAAGUAAUGUGGCAACUUUUGGACUUGGUGCCAUUCAGGUUCUUGCUACUGGGAUCACUACUUGGUUGUUGGACAAAGCUGGGCGCAGGGUGCUUCUUAUUGUAUCAUCGUCUGGAGUGACUCUUAGCCUCCUUCUUGUUGCAAUUGCUUUUUAUCUAGAGGGCUCUGUAUCAGAAGAUUCUCAUUUAUAUUCAAUGUUUGGUAUACUGUCACUCGUUGGGCUUGUGUUGUUAGUGAUUUCAUUCUCUGUUGGAAUGGGAGCUAUUCCAUGGCUUAUAAUGUCAGAGAUACUUCCGGUAAAUAUUAAGAGCCUUGCUGGCAGCAUAGCAACGUUUGCAAAUUGGCUGAUAUCCUUUUUGAUCACAAUGACUGCAAACUUACUCUUGAGUUGGAACAGUGGAGGUACCUUCACAAUUUACGCCACGGUCGCUGCUUUUACAGUUGUCUUCGUGACACUUUGGGUUCCUGAAACUAAAGGCAGAACCCUGGAAGAGAUUCAGUCGUCAUUUAGAUGA